Messenger RNA from Physella acuta, 1648 nucleotides. RefSeq lists its product as uncharacterized. The record is from RefSeq and is a predicted model, not a curated record. Lineage: Eukaryota; Metazoa; Mollusca; Gastropoda; Physidae.
CAACAACACAUUUAUCAACAGUUACAAAUGUAACAACACCAAAAGCAGACCCAAAAGUACAAGAUGAAGGAUACUUGACUGUUUUGAUUUGCGCAGUGUCAGCUUGUGUUGUUAUUUGUGUCAUAAUCAUUACCGUUUUGGUAAUCUGCCUUCGUCGACGGAGAGACAGACAACAACGAGCUAUGUACCACAAAGACGACGAGUAUGCAACCAUAGAUACUACAUCUAAAAAGAAAAACACACACCAAGAUCAAACUCUGCUGUCAACAUCUGCCUCUGUAAGAAAGCCCUCUGCAUGUGAUGGAGACAAUAGUUCGAAAAAUGAUAUGUCCCAGCCUGAUGAACAGUACGCUGAACUGUCAAGCACGUCUAAAGGGUAUGCCAGGGUGUCUUCAAAAAGCCAUUCUAAAACAAAAGAAAAAACCAAACACAACCUGGACAAGUCUACAAGCGACGGUAGGGGGGAAGAUCAAACGAUAUUAUCGUCUGCUCCAAGCAAUGAGACAGAACAAAAGGAAGAAGUUGCUGCACUUUAUAGCACCGUUAAUAAACUAAAGAAGAGAUCCGUGACAGAUGUUGACCCAGUUUCAGCUUCUGACCCAGCUUCUGACCCAGCUUCUGGCCCAGCCUCUGAGUUAAAUGACGUGUAUUCACACUUCACCCACUUAACACAGAGGAAUACUGAGACCGAGAAUGUUUACAACGGAUAGAUUUUAUUUCCAUAUUUAAGUUUGCACGAAUGCAUAACUAAUAAAUAAUAUAUAUGUAUGACUGUGCAAAUCGAAUUGAAGAAAAGUAUUCAUUUAUUAAUUACUAUCGUCAACUAGCAAGGCCUAUCUUUAUUAUUUUUUUUAAAUAUACAUUCUUUUUUUCAUUUUCUCGUAUACAGAGUAUAGAGAAUGUAUUACAAACAUGCAAAAAGAAUUGAAAACGAUAUUUUUCACAAAUCGCGACGUUUUACACCUCCCCAAGUCGGAAAGGAUUUGCAUUUUUUUCAAAGUUUGUGUCCAUCACAAACUGUUUCUGACCAGUAAGCUGACUACGAAAUUUUAUAUGGCUCCUACACUUCGGUUUUGUACCAGUAGAUUGAUUAGAUAGACUAGGUCGCGUAGUUUUUAGAUCCAAUGUCACUUAACUGUCACAGGGCGGCUACCGAUUCUUUCAGUUAGGUUGACGGAAUUUAAAAAAUAUGAUUUUUGUCAAAUUUGUAGUGCUUUAUCAGUUUUUGUCUUAAUUUCCUGAAAACGGAAGUGAUACUUACUCUGUUCCUACUCUCUUAAAAACCUCUAGAUUUUGAGAAUCACAAGCUUUUUACAAGCAUUUAUUUAACUUUCUUUCUCGAUCUUACUAGAUUUUAUUUAACUUGCUCCUUUUGUCUGUCUGUCGUACUUUUAUUUGUUUUGUCGACUGUCAUCAUGGAUCGAAACUGACGAGAGAAAUUUCGACCACUUCUAAGCGUAAAAUUUCUCUAAAACUUGGCACUUGGGUCAAGACCCGAUGACAAUGCAAUUUGACAAACAAUUUUUAAGGAAUUGAUUAACAUUUCCAUUAUAUAUACGCUUUUCUUUUUAGUUAUUUUAAUAGUGGUUCAUUUUUUUCUCCUUUUAAGUGCAUUAUUACAAAAAUGCUUGUUAUUAAAAAGUUUUUA